Molecule: messenger RNA, 1749 nt
Organism: Sorghum bicolor (sorghum)
Lineage: Eukaryota; Viridiplantae; Streptophyta; Magnoliopsida; Poales; Poaceae
Product: isoflavone 3'-hydroxylase
Exons: 2
Coding region: 82-1641 (519 amino acids)
Molecular function (GO): iron ion binding; oxidoreductase activity, acting on paired donors, with incorporation or reduction of molecular oxygen; heme binding
Source: RefSeq, a predicted model, not a curated record
CACAGCAAGCACAUAAAAAAGUUUCGGAGAAUUGAGCAGAAAGCUCACUCGUUAGUCGUUUACUCCCAAGACCAGGAAUCCAUGGAGCCGGCCUAUGUCGCCAUCCUCUCCUUCGUCUUCCUCUUCUUGCUCCACCGCCUCUUCGGCCGCCAUCGCCGCCGGAUCAAUGGCAAGAACAACAGAGCGCAGCUGCCACCGAGCCCUCCCGCCAUCCCGGUCUUGGGUCACCUCCACCUCCUAGGGAAGAAGCCGAUCCACGCGGCGCUCGCUCGCCUCGCGGAGCGCUACGGGCCGGUGUUCUCCCUCCGGCUCGGCUCGCGGGAAGCCGUGGUGGUGUCCUCCGCGGCAUGCGCCACGGAGUGCUUCACCGAGAACGACGUUUGCUUCGCGAACCGGCCGCGGUUCCCCACGCUCCUGCUUGUUUCCUUCGGCGGCGCCACUCUCCCGAUGUGCCGCUACGGCCCGUACUGGCGCAGCAUCCGCCGCGUCGCCACGGUGCACCUCCUGUCCGCGCACCGCGUGAGCUGCAUGCUCCCCGUCAUAUCCGCCGAGGUGCGCGCGAUGGCGCGGAGGAUGUAUCGCUCCGCCGCCGGCGGCGGCGCCGCGAGGGUCGAGCUCAAGCGGAGGCUGUUCGAGCUCUCCCUCAGCGCCCUGAUGGAAACCAUCGCGCGAACCAAGAUGUCCCGUGCCGUUGCGGACGACGACACGGACAUGUCUCCGGAGGCCCAGGAAUUCAUGAAGGCGCUGGACGUGUUGCUUCGUCUUCUCAGUGCGGCCAAUUCGUGGGACUACCUGCCGGUGCUACGGUGGCUCGACAUGUUCGGGGUGAGGAACAAGAUCCUGGCCGCGGUGAGCGCAAGGGACGCGUUCCUACGGCGGCUCAUCGACGCGGAGCGCCGGAGGCUGGAGGAGGGGGAGGGCGGCGAGAACGACGAGAAGAAGAGCAUGAUUGGGGUCCUCCUCUCAUUGCAGAAGUCAGAGCCGGAGGUGUACACGGAUACCACGAUCAUGGCUCUGUGCUCGAGCAUGUUCGCUGGGGGUUCCGAAACAACGGCGACGACGGCGGAAUGGGCGAUGUCACUGCUGCUAAGCCACCCGGACGUUCUGAAGAAAGCGCAGGCGGAAAUCGACGCGUCCGUGGGGCACUCCCGCCUGCUCGGCGCCGACGACGUGCCGCGGCUCGGCUACCUCCAGUGCAUCGUCACCGAGACCCUCCGGCUGUACCCGGUGGUGCCGACGCUGGUGCCGCACGAGUCCACGGCGGACUGCACGGUCGGCGGCCACCACGUGCCGAGCGGGACGAUGCUGCUCGUCAACGUGUACGCCAUCCACAGGGACCCCGCGACCUGGGCGGACCCAGCCGCGUUCAGGCCGGAGCGGUUCGAGGACGGCGGCCGAGCCCAAGGGCUGUUCAUGAUGCCGUUCGGGAUGGGACGGCGCAAGUGCCCCGGAGAGGCCCUCGCGCUGCGGACGCUGGGGCUGGUCCUGGGCACGUUGAUCCAGUGCUUCGACUGGGAGACCGUCGGCGGCGCCGAGGUCGACAUGGCCGAAGGGGUCGGCAUCACGCUCCCGAGGGCUGUCCCUCUCGAGGCCAUCUGCAAGCCGCGCCAUGCUAUGCUUGAGGUCCUCAAGGGACUGUGAGCUUGAUUGUCGUUGAUACCGUGGGAUAAUAAUGUAGUAUUAAUGUGUGUGUGUGUGUGUGUGUAAUACUAACUAUAAGUAAGCUUUCUUCAGUAAAGCAGUUAAAUA